This is a messenger RNA of Chaetura pelagica (chimney swift), 3084 nucleotides long. It is a transcript of the gene ZNF280D, whose product is annotated as zinc finger protein 280D. Gene Ontology annotation, molecular function: RNA polymerase II cis-regulatory region sequence-specific DNA binding; DNA-binding transcription factor activity, RNA polymerase II-specific. Gene Ontology annotation, biological process: regulation of DNA-templated transcription. The record is from RefSeq and is a predicted model, not a curated record. NCBI's taxonomy places the organism in Eukaryota, Metazoa, Chordata, Aves, Apodiformes, Apodidae.
AUGGCAGAAUUAUUUAUGGAAUGUGAAGAAGAGGAACUAGAACCAUGGCAAAAGAGAGUGAAAGAAGUGGAGGAGGAUGAUGACGACGAUGAGCCAAUCUUUGUUGGGGAAAUCUCAAGCUCGAAGCCGGCUAGUACAUAUAUAUUGAACAGAGUCAACCUCAGCUCAUCACGAAGGGGGAUACAGAAUGGUGCACCCAGUAGAGGUACAGUUACUACAUUCGAGCCUGACAGUCACCACCAUUAUGCGACACCUGCCUCCAGCCCCAGUGCCAUGCCUGUUUCAUCAGUCUUUCAGUCUGUAUCCAGACCUACAACUAGCUCUGUAGCAGUUCAGCUAUUGUCUACACCAGUGAAUGUUUCAGAAACUUCACAAAUGCUGCAGAGACCAGUUGCUGGAUGUUUAUCAACACAGCAGAUGCCUGGGUCAAGUUCUGGAAUACCACAGCCUGUUACCAGACCUGUAACCCUUCCAGUGACGACACAGCCAGUAUCAAGAGCUAUCACGGUUCCUGUAGUGGAUCAACCUGUAUCCAGGGCAGUGACUAUUGUAACUGCACAGCCUGUGUUACUCAAUCAGGAUUAUAUUAUGGAUUCUCCACCAGCUGCACCAGAUAAUACAUCUGGUAUACUGUUUGGUGUGAGACAGAACUCGGGAGUUCCACAGUACCAGACUGGGCCAGCAGUGAAUGUAACAGGUCUGGAUGAGUGUAGUUUUGUAUCUAAGCACCCUGCUACUUCUGAAGGCAAAAGUGUAACCUCAAAGACCAAGACUAAUGAGGUUGGUGCUGGAAGCAAUUCAGCUGUUUCACCUACAGUUAACUCUCCAACACUAACACCAUCACAAAAUGUAUCUUCAAAAGAUACAAAUGUUGCAUCAAACACCAUUAAAAAUGGAGGACCUUAUCCACGAGCUUGUCCAAAGUGCAAUAUUCAUUUCAAUCUGAUGGAUCCUCUAAAAAAUCAUAUGAAGUAUUGUUGUCCAGAUAUGGUGAAUAAUCUUUUCCCAGCUGUGGCCAAAACAGAAUGUUCAAGUACAAGCAAGAUUGCUGAAUCUGAGAAAGGAAAAUUGAUUAUGUUAGUUAACGACUUUUAUUAUGGGAAGCAUGAAGGUGACACCCAGCAGGUACAACAGGAGCAGAAGACUCAUACAACAUUUAAGUGCUUCAGUUGUCUGAAAGUUCUUAAAAAUAAUAUAAGGUUUAUGAACCACAUGAAACAUCACUUGGAGCUUGAGAAGCAGAGCAGUGAAAGUUGGGAAAGCCACACAACCUGCCAGCACUGUUACCGCCAGUUUCCCACCCCAUUCCAGCUGCAGUGCCACAUUGAAAGCACACACACGCCUUACGAGUCAUCUACAAUUUGUAAAAUAUGUGAAUUAUCCUUUGAAACUGAGCAAGUUCUUUUGCAACAUAUGAAGGACAAUCAUAAGCCAGGUGAAAUGCCGUAUGUUUGCCAGGUGUGCAACUACAGGUCCUCAGCUUUUUCUGAUGUAGAAACACAUUUUAGAACAGUUCAUGAAAACACAAAGCAUUUGCUAUGCCCAUUUUGCCUCAAAGUAAUUAAAAUCGGAGCACCAUAUAUGCAUCAUUACAUGAGGCAUCAGAAAAAAGGCAUAUACCGUUGCACUAAGUGCAGACUGCAAUUUUUGACAUGCAAAGAAAAAAUGGAUCACAAGACUCAGCAUCACCGAACAUUUAGGAAACCCAAGCAGUUAGAAGGAUUGCCUCCUGGAACAAAGGUGACUAUUCGAGCAUCUAUUGGAUCUCUUCAUUCAGGAUCAUCAGCAACAUCUUCUGUUAGUACAAGCACUUCCACGUUUCAGUUAUCACCUAAAGCUAGAAAUACAGCCACUAAAAAUCAUAACAGAUCUAAUACAAGUAGAUCAAAAGCAAAAUCAAAAUCAACUGCAUCGAAGAAGCAAAAUGUGUGCACCAACAGCAAAAAAAAAAAAGAAAUUGCAAAUACAGCAUUGCAUAAUCUAAGGUGUCGUUUGGGAGCUCACAAAUGCAUUGAGUGUUACUCACAAAUAAAAGAUUUUGCAAGCCAUUUUCCUGCUUAUGUCCACUGUAGCUUAUGCAGAUACAAUACUAGCUGUAGCAAAGCCUAUGUGAAUCACAUGAUGAGUUUUCACAGUGCUCGUCCAAGUAAAAGAUUUUGGAUCUAUAAGAAGCAUUCAGAAGAGCUACGAGGUGUGACUGUAGUAUGUCUUAACUGUGAUUUCUUGACGGAUGUUUCUGGCUUGGAUAGCAUGGCCACACAUCUGAGUGAAAGCCACACUCAUACUUGUCAAGUUAUUAUAGAGAAAGUUUCUGUAGAUAUCCCAGCUGCUGAACAAGUAUCUGAGUUAAAGAAUGAAAUCGCCAUUACAGAGAGAGAAGCCAAGUUGGAGAAAAUUUCAAGACCUAGUUUAUCUGAAGGAAAAAUAGAAACACCACCUUUUGAAAGCAAACAAGAACAUGACUCUUCAGAUGAAACAAAAGAACGCAACAGAAACCAAACUAAAAAAAUUGUAUCAGCUGAAAAGAAAGAAGAAAACUCAUCGCUGUCAAAUAUAGGAAUUUUUCCUAGUUCAGAACUCCCUGACAACAGCUCAAAGAAUUUAUUGCAUGAAAAAGGAGCAUGUUGUGAUUCAGAUAAUAACAAACAAUUAGUAGAUGAGAAACAGAAAUGUAUUAAUGAUGAAAGUGAGUUGAAAACUUGCCAGAGCUCAGAUAAUGUUGUCUUGAAUGAGCAGACUAAAAUACGUAACUUGGAUGAAACUACACUUUCAGCAAUGAACGCAAGGGAUUUAAAACUAACAUUGGGUGAAGAUGUUAGUUUUGAGCAGUUCUUGAGGAAAAGAGAUGACCCUGAAUCCGUUAGUUCAGACAUCAGUGAACAAGGCAGUAUUCAUUUGGAGCCUUUGACUCCAUCCGAAGUACUAGAGCAUGAAGCUACUGAAAUCCUUCAAAAAGGUAAUGUUGCACCUUCAUCAAAGAAAGCUGGACAGCUCUCUGAGCAAACAGAUGAGACUUCUAAAGAAAGCAGUCCCAACAGAAUGGAAACAACUGUAAACAAGACAGAUGAAAAUGAAGAAAGCUGA